CCGCCCCGCGGCUCGAUGGCGGUGGCGGUGCUGCGGCCGCUGGACGCCCCGCCGGCGGAGCUGGCGCCGGUGACGGCGCUGCUGCUGGCGCCGCCGGCGCUGUGCGCGGCGCUGCGCGGUCGGGGCGGCGGGCUGGUGCUGGCGGUGCGGCCGGCGGGGCGCGGCGGGGCGCAGCCCGUGCUGCUGAGCGCCGUGGCGGUGGAGGCGGGCGGGCGGCGCGGCGCCGAGCUGUGGCUGCGCGGGGCCGUGCUGCGGCGGCUGGGGCUGGCGGCCGGCCGGCGGGUGGCCGUGUGGCCGGUGCGGCGCCCGCCGGCGCUGGCCUGGGUGCUGCUGGGGGGCGCGGCGGCGGCGGGACGGGCGGCGGGCGGCGCGGUGCUGGCGCGGCGGGGCGAGGCGCUGCCGGGGCCGGGCCCGGGGCCGGGCCCGCUGGUGCUGGAGGCGCGGCCGGCGCUGCAGGGGUUGCUGGGCAACGCUACGCGCACCGCGCUCGCCCCGCCGCCGCCGCCGCCGUCGCGGGAGCCCGGCACCGCCCCCUGCCGGUGCCCCGCUGCGCCGCCCCUCGUGUCGCGGUUCGCCGCCGCCGGGCCCGGUGGGGCUGCGGCGGUUGCGCGGCUGCGGGCGGCCCCCGGCGGCGCGGCGGGAGGCGGCGGCGGCGCGGAGGUGUGGGUGAGCCGGCGCGGGCUGCUGGCGCUCGGGUUCUUCCAAGGGGAGUGGGUGCGGGUGGGCGCCGACGGCGCGGCCCGCGAGCACUUGGCGGCGCUGCUGGCCCGCCCGCCGCCCUGGGAGUAUCCGCGGGCCGCCCGCCGACGACCAGCCGACGGCGCCGCGCUGCUGGCCCCCGCGCUGGCCUUCAACAUGGGCUGCGACCCCGCCGCCGCCGCGCAGCUCCGCCUGCGGAGGUACGAAAGGUGCGGUGCCGCCGACGGGGCGGGCAGCCGGUCCGUGCUGGCCGUGCCGCCCUUCGCCAAGGAGCUGCACCUCCAGAUCGUCUGCUCGCCCGCGUACAGCGCCCGGGGAGGGUACGACCGUGUCCUCUACAAGCACUUCAAAACACCCCGGCUUGUCCAGGAGGGGGACAUCCUGUGUGUUCCAACAUUUGGCUAUGCUGAGUUUUUAGAAGUAAAUGCAGACAAAUUCCUAAGGUGGCCAGAGCUUUACUUCAAAGUGAGGAAGAUUUUAGGCAUGGUGGAAAGCGAACAGUCUGAGGGUUACCUGGUGGACACCCAGAACACCUCUCUGUAUCUGGUGGGCUCAACAAACAGCGCUGUCCCAUCUGCCCCAGCCUAUAACAGCCAUGAGUUCUGGAGCAGUUUGUCUCCUGCUGGACUUUCUGAUGUUGUGAAGCAGCUCUGUGAUGCUCUUAGGCCUCACCUGAGCAAUCAAGCAAGUGCACUGAGCGGGGCCAGCAGCGUUCUCCUCUCAGGGCCAAGUGGCAGUGGGAAGCUGAUGGCUGUCAGAGCUGUGUGUAGCUGCCUCAACCUUCACCUCUUCAAGGUCGAUUGUGUUAGUUUAUGCAGUGACACCAGUGGAGCCACAGAGGAGAAAGUUCAGAUGGCCUUCACCCAAGCCCAGCAGUAUCAGCCGUGUGUGCUCCUGCUGAAAGACAUCGAGGUGCUUGGCAGAGACCGGGACAGACUAGGAGAGGAUGCCAGGGUCAUUGCCACGCUGAGGCAGCUGCUCCUGGACAGAGACCCAGCACUGAGCCACCCUGUCCUGGUGAUUGGCACAACCUGCAAGCCCCAGGAUGUUCCUGCAGAUGUGCAGACUGCUUUCCUUCAUGAGGUGAAAAUCGAAGCCCCUUCAGAAGAGCAGAGGAGGUCGAUGCUGAGCAUGCUGACUGCCAGUCUGCCUCUGGGCAAAGAAGUGAGCCUAUCCAAGCUGGCCCGCAGGACUGCAGGGUUUGUGCUGGGAGAUUUCUGUGCCUUGUUGUCCCACAGCAGCCGGGCUGCUUGUACCCGCAUCCAGGCCUUGAGCUUUCCAGGCGGACUGAGUGAGGAAGUGGAGAGAGAUUUCUGCACUGCUGGGUUCCCAGUGCUUGAGGAGGAUUUCAGCGUUGCGCUGGACCAGCUGCAUGAUGCCCAUUCCCAGGCAGUGGGAGCCCCGAAGAUCCCCUCCGUGUCCUGGCAGGAUGUUGGUGGGCUCCAGGAGGUGAAGAAGGAGAUCCUGGACACUAUCCAGUUGCCCCUGGAGCACCCGGAGCUGCUGUCACUGGGUCUGUGCCGCUCUGGGCUGCUGCUGUACGGGCCUCCAGGGACAGGGAAGACCUUGCUGGCAAAAGCUGUGGCAACCACGUGCACCAUGACAUUCCUUAGUGUGAAAGGGCCAGAGCUCAUCAACAUGUACGUUGGGCAAAGCGAGGAGAACGUGCGUAAUGUGUUUGCCAGAGCCAGGGCAGCUGCUCCCUGCAUUAUCUUCUUCGAUGAACUGGAUUCCCUGGCCCCCAGUCGUGGGAGGAGUGGAGAUUCGGGGGGUGUCAUGGACAGAGUUGUCUCGCAGCUCCUGGCUGAGCUUGAUGGCCUUCAUUCCACCAGAGAGGUGUUUGUCAUUGGAGCUACCAACAGGCCUGACCUCCUGGACCCAGCUCUGCUCCGGCCAGGCAGGUUUGACAAACUGGUCUAUGUGGGCAUAAAUGAAGACCGGGAGUCGCAGCUGCAGGUGCUGAGCGCCGUCACCAGGAAAUUUCAACUGGAUCCCUCUGUGAAUCUCACCACGGUCCUAGAAAAAUGCCCAACUCAGCUGACAGGAGCAGACAUCUACGCCCUGUGCUCAGAUGCCAUGAUGUGUGCUGUCAAACGCAAGGUGGAAUGGAUCGAGGAAGGGCUGGAUACUGAGAGUUCUGCUCUGAUCCUGACCAUGGAUGACUUCCUGCAGGCUGCUGCAAGGUUGCAGCCGUCAGUCUCUGAGCAGGAGCUGCUCAGGUACAGACUCAUCCAGCAGAAGUUUGCUGCCUGCUGAUGCUUGGCAGAGCUGGGACUGGAGUGAUGGACACAGUGUGUGAAGGGGUGCGAGAGAACAGGCACAGGCGCUUGCCUGCCCUUCUCUGGUGGUUCCUGGGCCCCUUCUUUGGAGCUUAGUUGGAAAUAGCAGCUGUGCAGCUUCUUUAGGUUGGUGGAAGCAGUGCUCUGCUCAGCUGUGCUGGUUCUGCAGCAGUCCCUUACCUCUUGGAGCACUGUGUGGCUGCUGGGAGCAUACUGGGGCCAUUCUCCCACAGGGUGGAAGCCGAGUCUCAUGGCUGUGGACACUAUAGGAGUGACUCAUGGGUGACAGAGCACUGGUGAGGGAGCAAAGCCCAAACUGUGCCUGGUUUGGCAGCAAGAGCGGGACUGGAGGCAGUAGCUUGUUGGGAUGUCAGCCCCCAGUCAGGGGUGCUGGCUGGAGGGCAGCAGAACACAGGACACUGCUGCUGCAGCUCUCCUGGCCUCGACAAGGGCUCUCAAUAAAUACAGCGGUUUGGCACUUGGUGUUCAUUGA
Messenger RNA from Strigops habroptila (Kakapo), 3471 nucleotides. It is a transcript of the gene PEX6, whose product is annotated as peroxisomal biogenesis factor 6. Gene Ontology annotation, cellular component: peroxisomal membrane; cytosol. The record is from RefSeq and is a predicted model, not a curated record. Gene Ontology annotation, biological process: protein import into peroxisome matrix. NCBI's taxonomy places the organism in Eukaryota, Metazoa, Chordata, Aves, Psittaciformes, Psittacidae. Gene Ontology annotation, molecular function: ATP hydrolysis activity; ATP binding. The transcript has 17 exons. The coding region runs from base 16 to 2955 and encodes 979 amino acids.